AUGUCUGCGAAUGGUACCACCCAGUCCAAAGAACCGGAACAGAGCAAGCCAAAGCUAUCACAAUGCGUGAAUAUAUCAGACUUUGAGUCUGUAGCACAACAGACAAUGAAGAAAUCCUCUUGGAACUACUAUUCCACUGGGGCCGAGGACGAGUUUACCAUCAAGGAGAACAACGCAGCUUUCCAACGCAUACGGUUUCGGCCGAAGGUUCUUAUCAACGUUGAGCAUGUGGAUAUUUCUACCACUAUGCUUGGAGCCCAUACAUCCGCUCCAAUCUACAUAACAGCUACCGCACACGCCAAGCUUGGCGACCCAGACGGCGAAGUGACAUUGGCGAGAGCAAGCAACAAGCAUGAUAUCAUCCAAAUGAUACCAUUGUACUCAUCAUGUCCCCUCUACGAUAUCACGAAUGCUAGGGAGCCUAAUCGGACUCAAUGGUAUCAGAUAUAUGUCAAGAAGGAUCGAAAUGUGACACGGAAGGCUGUUGAAGCCGCCGAAGCACGAGGCUGUAAAGCUUUGUGCAUCACUGUCGAUAAUCCGCACCUCGGAAGUCGCGAAAAGGUCUUGCGUUCGCAGCAGAGUGAGUCUGAAGAAGACGAAUUCGAGGAUGCACCAGCAACGGAGCUGGAUCCGUCUCUCAUAAUGAACUCAACCCUGUCCUGGGACGACAUCCCGUGGUUUCAAGAAAUUACUAACAUGUCGAUUGUCCUCAAAGGCGUGCAACGAGUCGAAGACGUCAUUAAGGCAGCAGAAUACGGCGUCCAGGCUGUGAUUAUCUCUAAUCAUGGCGGACGACAACUCGAUUACUCAGAGGCUCCAAUUGAGGUCCUUGCGGAGGCUAUGCCUAUCUUGAGAGAACGAGGCCUUCAGGGAAAAAUUGAAGUGUAUAUUGAUGGCGGGGUUCGUCGUGGCUCAGAUGUGUUAAAGGCUUUGUGUCUUGGUGCUCGUGGCGUGGGCAUCGGUCGCCCAUUUCUCUACGCGAUGGCUGCCUAUGGACAGAAAGGACUUGAGAAAGCGAUUCGAAUCUACAAAGAUGAACUUGAAAGGAAUAUGCGACUGCUUGGGUGCACAUCAAUUGGCCAACUUCACCCAGGGCUGGUAAAGGUGCUCGGUGAGGUUCGGGAAAGACUAUAA
Fusarium oxysporum Fo47 is the source of this 1134-nucleotide messenger RNA. Its product is annotated as FMN-dependent dehydrogenase. Gene Ontology annotation, biological process: lactate metabolic process. Gene Ontology annotation, molecular function: FMN binding; L-lactate dehydrogenase (cytochrome) activity. The transcript is spliced from 2 exons. Bases 1 to 1134 code for a protein of 377 amino acids. Lineage: Eukaryota; Fungi; Ascomycota; Sordariomycetes; Hypocreales; Nectriaceae. The record is from RefSeq and is a predicted model, not a curated record.